This is a messenger RNA of Lynx canadensis (Canada lynx), 3983 nucleotides long. It is a transcript of the gene SCUBE3, whose product is annotated as signal peptide, CUB domain and EGF like domain containing 3. Gene Ontology annotation, biological process: signal transduction. Gene Ontology annotation, cellular component: cell surface. Bases 1 to 3810 code for a protein of 1269 amino acids. The transcript has 26 exons. The record is from RefSeq and is a predicted model, not a curated record. Gene Ontology annotation, molecular function: calcium ion binding. NCBI's taxonomy places the organism in Eukaryota, Metazoa, Chordata, Mammalia, Carnivora, Felidae.
AUGGGUAGGGUGACUCAGUGGUCUACCUCCAAGGCCUUAACGGCCAGGGAGUCUGCCCUGGCGCUGGCAGGUUUAGCUGGGGGCAAGUCUACUUUCUUCUUGGUCCUCAAAGUGCACUCAGCACUAGAAAUGGGCAGCGGCCCGGCAGCCUGGGGAGGGGGCCGCUGCGCCCGGGAGCGCAGGGGGAGCGGCCGCCGCGCCGAGGCCCCAUUUGAAAGAAAAAAGGGCACGAAAAAGGAGGUGGUGGAGGAGGAGGGGGAGGAGGAAGAAAACGAAAAGGAGCGAGGAGAGGAGGAGAAAGAGGAGGAGGAGGAGAAAGGCGAAGAAAAAGAGACGGAGUCCCUCGCUCGGGCUCUGCGCGCUCUCCGGCUGCAGCUCUCUCCGGGCGAAGCUGGGAAUUGGGUGGGAUUACACGCAGCAGCCCCGCCGCCGCCGCUAGCCGAGCCCGGCUUGGAGAGGGCGGGGGUUCCCCUCCGUCAUCGGCGCCGGGCGCCCCCAGCCUCUCUCCGCCUCGCUCUCCCCGACGUCGGGCCGGGAGAAGCCGGCAGCAUCGGGAGCCUCCCGCCGAGGGCACCGCGGUCCGCACCCCGCUCCCGCAGCCCCCGGUCCGGCCCCGGCGGGACGCCCCCUCCCCUCCCCCCUCCGCCGCGCGGGGGCCCGGCCGGCUUCCGCCCUCCGGGGGCUGCGAAACCGGCCCCGGCCGCCCGGCCCCCGGGAGCUCCAGCCAUGGGCUCGGGGCGCGUGCCCGGGCUCUGCCUGCUCGUCCUGCUGGUCCACGCCCGUGCCGCCCAGCACAGCAAAGCCGCGCAAGGCUCCUGUGGCCAGCUCUUACAAGGGUCUCAAGUGCCUCCUCUGCCCCUGCCAGAUGUGGACGAAUGUGUGGAGGGGACCGACAACUGCCACAUUGAUGCUAUCUGCCAGAACACCCCACGGUCAUACAAGUGCAUCUGCAAGUCUGGCUACACAGGGGAUGGUAAACACUGCAAAGAUGUGGAUGAGUGUGAACGCGAAGAUAAUGCAGGUUGUGUGCAUGACUGUGUCAACAUCCCUGGAAAUUACCGAUGCACCUGCUAUGAUGGAUUCCACCUGGCACAUGAUGGACACAACUGUCUGGAUGUGGACGAGUGUGCCGAGGGCAAUGGUGGCUGUCAGCAGAGCUGUGUCAACAUGAUGGGCAGCUAUGAGUGCCACUGCCGGGAGGGCUUCUUCCUCAGCGACAACCAGCACACCUGCAUCCAGCGGCCAGAAGAAGGAAUGAAUUGCAUGAACAAGAACCAUGGCUGUGCUCACAUUUGCCGGGAGACACCCAAAGGGGGUAUUGCCUGUGAAUGCCGCCCUGGCUUCGAACUCACCAAGAACCAACGGGACUGUAAACUGACAUGCAACUAUGGUAAUGGUGGCUGCCAGCACACGUGCGAUGACACAGAGCAGGGUCCCCGGUGCGGCUGCCAUGUCAAGUUUGUGCUCCAUACCGACGGGAAGACGUGCAUCGGGGAAAGGCGGCUAGAGCAGCACAUCCCCCCUCAGGCCGUUUCUAAUGAGACCUGUGCUGUCAACAAUGGGGGCUGUGAUAGUAAGUGCCACGAUGCAGCGACGGGUGUCCACUGCAGCUGCCCUGUGGGCUUCAUGCUGCAGCCAGACAGGAAGACGUGCAAAGACAUAGAUGAGUGCCGCUUGAACAACGGGGGCUGUGACCACAUUUGCCGCAACACAGUGGGCAGCUUUGAAUGCAGCUGCAAGAAGGGCUAUAAGCUUCUCAUCAAUGAGAGGAACUGCCAGGAUAUAGACGAGUGUUCCUUUGAUCGAACCUGUGACCACAUAUGUGUCAACACACCAGGAAGUUUCCAGUGCCUCUGCCAUCAUGGCUACCUGCUAUAUGGUGUCACCCACUGUGGGGAUGUGGAUGAGUGCAGCAUCAACCGGGGAGGCUGCCGCUUUGGCUGCAUCAACACUCCAGGCAGCUACCAGUGUACCUGCCCCGCAGGCCAGGGCCGGCUGCACUGGAAUGGCAAAGAUUGCACAGAGCCGGUCAAAUGUCAGAGCAGUCCUGGUGCCUCGAAAGCCAUGCUCAGCUGCAACCGGUCUGGCAAGAAGGACACCUGUGCCCUGACCUGCCCCUCCCGGGCCCGGUUUUUGCCAGAGUCUGAGAAUGGCUUCACGGUGAGCUGUGGCACCCCCAGCCCCAGGGCCACUCCAGCCCGAGCUGGCUACACCGGGAACAGCACAAACUCCAACCACUGCCAUGAGGCUGCAGUGCUGUCGGUUAAACAGCGGGCCUCCUUCAAGAUCAAGGAUGCCAAAUGCCGUUUGCACCUGAGAAACAAAGGCAAAACGGAGGAGGCCAGCAGAAUCCCGGGACCAGGUGGUGCCCCCUGCUCUGACUGCCAGAUCACCUUUAUCCACCUCAAGUGUGACUCCUCUCGGAAGGGCAAGGGCCGGCGGGCCCGGACCCCUCCAGGCAAGGAAGUCACUCGGCUCACCCUGGAACUGGAGGCAGAGGUCAGAGCCGAAGAAACCACAGCUGGCUGUGGACUGCCUUGCCUCCGACAGCGAAUGGAACGGCGGCUGAAAGGGUCCCUGAAGAUGCUCAGAAAGUCCAUCAACCAGGACCGCUUCCUGCUGCGCCUGGCAGGCCUUGAUUAUGAACUGGCCCACAAGCCGGGCCCAGGAGCUGGGGAGCGAGCUGAGCCAGCAGAGGCCUGUAGGCCUGGGCAGCACCGUGCUGGGGCUAAGUGUGUCAGCUGCCCGCAGGGAACGUAUUACCACGGCCAGACGGAGCAGUGUGUGCCAUGCCCAGCGGGCACCUUCCAGGAGAGAGAAGGGCAGCUCUCCUGCGACCUUUGCCCUGGGAGUGAUGCCCACGGGCCUCUCGGAGCCACCAACGUCACCACAUGUGCAGGUCAGUGCUCUCCUGGCCAAUACUCCGUUGAUGGGUUCAAGCCCUGCCAGCCAUGUCCACGCGGCACGUACCAACCUGAAGCAGGACGGACCUUGUGCUUCCCUUGUGGUGGGGGCCUCACCACCAAGCAUGAGGGGGCCAUCUCCUUCCAAGACUGUGACACCAAAGUCCAGUGCUCCCCUGGUCACUACUACAACACCACCAUCCAUCGCUGUAUCCGCUGUGCUAUGGGCUCCUAUCAGCCUGACUUCCGUCAGAACUUCUGCACCCGCUGUCCAGGAAAUACAAGCACUGACUUUGACGGCUCCACCAGUGUGGCCCAGUGCAAGAAUCGCCAGUGUGGUGGGGAGCUGGGUGAGUUCACUGGCUAUAUCGAGUCCCCCAACUACCCAGGCAACUACCCAGCUGGCGUGGAGUGCGUCUGGAACAUCAACCCCCCACCCAAGCGCAAGAUCCUUAUCGUGGUACCCGAGAUCUUCCUGCCAUCUGAGGAUGAGUGUGGGGACGUCCUCGUCAUGAGAAAGAACUCCUCCCCAUCCUCCAUCACCACCUAUGAGACCUGCCAGACCUAUGAGCGCCCCAUUGCUUUCACGGCCCGCUCCAGGAAGCUCUGGAUCAACUUCAAGACGAGCGAGGCCAACAGUGCUCGUGGCUUCCAGAUCCCCUACGUCACCUAUGAUGAGGACUAUGAGCAGCUAGUAGAAGACAUUGUUCGAGAUGGCCGGCUCUAUGCGUCUGAAAACCACCAGGAGAUUUUAAAGGACAAGAAGCUCAUCAAGGCCUUCUUCGAGGUGCUGGCUCACCCCCAGAACUACUUCAAGUAUACAGAGAAACACAAGGAGAUGCUGCCAAAAUCCUUCAUCAAGCUACUCCGCUCCAAAGUUUCCAGCUUCCUGAGGCCCUACAAAUAGUGCCCAUAGGCCCAAGACCCAGGUUUUAAAGCCCCCAGACUCCUUAGCCCUCAGAGCCAGCAGCCCCCACCCUCAGAUGAGGAAUUCUCUCCUCUCUUUCUUUUUGGAGAAAAAAAAAAAAAAUCACUAUAGACCAAGCAGUCUCCCUUUCUGUAUCUCUAGCUUCCUUUUCC